Molecule: messenger RNA, 1203 nt
Organism: Drosophila subpulchrella
Lineage: Eukaryota; Metazoa; Arthropoda; Insecta; Diptera; Drosophilidae
Product: ETV5-related protein Ets96B
Exons: 1
Coding region: 106-1203 (365 amino acids)
Source: RefSeq, a predicted model, not a curated record
AGGUCAAGAUGCUAGUCGUCGCCAGCAUUGGCUGUUGUAUAUAAAUUUUGACAAAAGAAAGACUUCGGUUUAAACCAAUUUUGGCAAGGCGGCGGCCAUAAGGUGAUGACCACUCGACGCGAAGACAUGGCAUGGAUUAGCCGUAGCUCCCGGUCGCAUUCCCAUCUCCAUCUGCUUCUUCUGCUGCCCAUCUUGGCGGUUCCCCUGGCGGCAGGUUUCGGCAACGAGUACGUCCACAUCAAGGUGCAUGUGCCCAAGGAGGAGUCAUCAGCGGAGGCGGUGCCCCCGCCGCACAAGGUUAUCCAUCACUUCCACCACCAUCCGCAUCCACACCAGCUUCUCCGGAACCGCGGACGAGCCCGUCCCAAGGCCAGUCCGCUGCUGGAGAGCGUGAUCCUCUCGGAUCUGGACAAACCGCUGCACAUGAGCGAGCAUACGGAGUAUCUGAACCACGCCAAGGAGCUGGCCGACCAUCUGGCGGAGACCUACGCCAAGAAGCCACCCCCACCGCCGCCGCCCAAGAAGAAGGUCAACACCUACACCAUCAUAGAGGAGCAGCAACGGCCACAUGGCUACGACUACGAGGAUCACCAGGAGCACGGUGUGGAGACGUAUCGGGUGAUUGAGUCGCGGCCCAAGCAGCAGCAUCACCAUCACCACCACCACCCCCAUCAUCAGCAGCAGCAUCUGGAGGCGGAGGAGGAGGAGGAGGAUGGGGAUGUGGGCUAUCACUAUCAGGGUGGGGCGAAAGCGCAUCACUCUCUGGGCAUUGGCGCCUAUGCCGAGCCCGCUCCCGUGGAGGAGCCCCUGGAGCAGGAGCCGGACGCGGGCUACAGUUACUCCCCGCCCAGUCACUCCUACAGCCCGCCCAGCCUCGCCCAUCGCGGCUCCAAGGCCAACCGAGCACCAGCCUACACCUUGGAGGCGCCGCAAGAAUCCGCCUAUGGAUACGAUUACUCCAGACACUCGGCCGGAAGUAGCAGCGACUUCCGUCCGUCCGUUCAGGUGCCAUCCAGCGAUCCGUACGGCGAGGAGGAGCCGGCGGAGACCUAUGGACCACCUAGACGUCGACGGCCAUCCAGCCACGUGGAUUGGCCCGAGGCCAAGGGAUUCAACAGUGCCGCCGCGGAGACGUAUAGCGGCGUCGAUAGCUACAAUGUGGGGCACGUCCAGGGCUACCAGUACAGUGGGCCCUACCUGUAG